Messenger RNA from Prunus avium (sweet cherry), 659 nucleotides. RefSeq names its product microtubule-associated protein 70-5-like. NCBI's taxonomy places the organism in Eukaryota, Viridiplantae, Streptophyta, Magnoliopsida, Rosales, Rosaceae. The record is from RefSeq and is a predicted model, not a curated record. Gene Ontology annotation, biological process: cytoskeleton organization. Gene Ontology annotation, molecular function: microtubule binding.
CGUCGCAGCCAAGAGCUUCUACCAUUGCUAGAAGCUCUCCAGUGCAACAGCCAAAUUCAGACAACGAAGUAGGCAAUGCAGCUGGACAGCUAAAAAGAUCAAAUAGCCUCAGAAAGAAAUAUGGUUCUGGAGAACUUAUGUUGAAAAAAAGUUUAUGGGCAUCUAGAAGUAAAGUUGUUGAUAUUGGUGAAGAGGAGAACACAGAAAUGAAGGCAAAUAAUGAUACUAAUAAGAAUGAUGAUAGAAUGGUUGCCGCAGAAAUUGAAGCUCAAGCCGGUGGCAACGAGGACUCGCCCAACAAGAUAAGUACCAGCUGUGACAAUGAAGAUAUGGUCUCAGGGUUUCUCUAUGAUAGACUUCAGAAGGAGGUCCUAAAUCUAAGGAGGCAUUGCGAAGCCAAAGAGAGUGAUAUGAAUGCUAAAGAUCAAGAAAUAAAGAUGCUGAUGAAAAAGGUUGAUGCACUGUCAAAAGCCAUGGAAGUAGAGUCUGAGAUAAUGAAGAGAGAAGCAGCGGCUAGAGAUAAGAAGCUGCAGCGGCCAAAAUGGAUGAUAACAAAAAGAAAAAGAAAUAUAAACUCCUCUAAACGGUGGGUGACAAAUUUUGAAGAGCCUCAAUUCCAUUUUUUGUUUCUUUUUUCAGAUUUCAUUCUAGCAUUAUGA